Populus nigra (black poplar) is the source of this 382-nucleotide messenger RNA. RefSeq lists its product as uncharacterized. NCBI's taxonomy places the organism in Eukaryota, Viridiplantae, Streptophyta, Magnoliopsida, Malpighiales, Salicaceae. The transcript has a single exon. Bases 143 to 352 code for a protein of 69 amino acids. The record is from RefSeq and is a predicted model, not a curated record.
CUUCCCCAAAGCAACAAUACCACAAGUCAGAGAUCAGUACGAGAUCACCCUUGUACGUACCUUCGUCCUUCCCCAUAUCAAAGAAGAGUUUGAGAUCAGAGCUGCAGUUUGUGCUCUUUCUAAAAAAAAUCAAGAAAAAAAGAUGGCAGACUGGGGGCCCGUGGUGAUAGCAGUGGUGCUGUUUGUGCUGUUGAGUCCAGGAUUGCUAUUCCAGUUUCCGGGGAGGAGAAGAGUUGUUGAGUUUGGGAACAUGCAGACUAGUGGAACAGCGAUACUGGUCCAUACCAUCAUCUUCUUUGGUCUCAUAACCAUCUUUCUCGUUGUUAUGGGUGUUAACAUUUACACAGGAUAGCCAAUUAAAGCUUAAAAAAGAUCGUUCCUA